GAGCUGGAUGCGACGAAGGGCGAGCUCAGCACGGUGAAGAGCGAGGCCGCGACCACCGCCGAUGCUCUGGCCGCCACCAAAGCCGAGUUGGCCAGUUCCCAGGAGCAAGCAACUGCCCUGUCAGCGAGCGUCGCCGAGAAGGAGGCGCAGAUUACCUCUCUGCAGUCCGAGCUUGCCAAGGCCCAGGAGGAGCACGAGGGCACCAAAGCUGGCCUGGAGAGCAGCAAGAAGGAUGCCGAGACUGCCCAUGCCGAGAAACAUGCAUCAAAGCAGGAGAUGGAAGCCGUGAAGGCUGAGCACGAGGCGGCCAAGGAGGAGUUGGCAAAGCACAAGGCAGAGCUGUCUGAAGCCAAGGCUGCGGCUCUGGAUGCCUCUCAAGUGCUCGAGUCCAUCCGUUCUCAGGCCGGCAGCGAGCUUGCUGAAACCAAGAAGACCAUCGAGGAGUUGCAAGACGUUGUCAAGAUGCACGAGGCCACCAUCGGCCUGAAGGAUGAAGAAAUCGAGGCCGAAAAGUCUCGUGCAAACCUGGCGGAAACCAUUUCGCAGACUCGUCAAGGUGAGGUGGAGAUGGCUCAGAAGCUGGCAGAGAAAGCCAAGGCUGCGUUGCAAAGCGUGCGCCAAGAGCUCACGGCCGAAUGCUCCGCGGCUAAGGCCCAGGUCGAG
This is a messenger RNA of Symbiodinium sp. CCMP2456, 663 nucleotides long. The record is from the annotation of a GenBank genome assembly. Lineage: Eukaryota; Dinophyceae; Suessiales; Symbiodiniaceae.